CAUACAUGGAACCGCGUUCAUUUGCUUCCGUUGUGCAUCUUAAAAUACUCAGGAGAUAUAAGACAGGAUAUGUGUGGCAGGAUUUGCUAGAUGAUGAUCUCAUUACUCCCAUUUCAGACAAUGAGUAUGUACUAAAAGGAUCUGAGAUUUCAUCCAUCAAUGUUAAAGAGUAUCCAUACACAGAGGAAAAGUGUGGUAGUAAUAAAAAAGAUGAGUUAUCUUUAGAAAAUCAGACACAACUAACAGAUGCAUUAGUUGAUGUCUCAACGAAACCGCCGUCUGAAAUCGAGGAAGAAUCGCCUUCUUUUGGGUCGGAGACAUCUACAUUUACAGAUGACUCAGGAAAAGCUGAGAUGGAGAAAAGUUCAGACACAGUUACACAAGAAAAACCAACUGUGAAAGAAAAAGUAAGCCGCCUUGUGCCUUUUUACUCGACACUUUUGAUGAGGAGGAGCAAGAAUAUCGCGGUUGAUGAAAAGAGUGUUGCAUCCACUGCUCCUGAGGCUGAGGCCGGGGCUGUGGCUGUCGAGUCAUGCAAGAACGUGGCAUCAUCGGAGCCUCAAUGCACGAAGAGCAAGAGCAGCAAAUCAAAUUUGCUCAAGAGCCUGAUCACUUGUGGGGAGAUAGGGACGAAGGAUUCCGCGGUCUUACCAGUGAAGACGCAGAACAAGCCUUUGCUGAGCACGUGUUCGAGUGAGGUGGAGAAUGUUCGUUCAGACGCGUUGUGCAGAAGGGAUAGCGGCUUCGGAGGCUCUCAGAGGGUGUUUGGGAAUUUUAAUUGGACUCAGAGAGACUUUAGUAGAAGAAGGAGUGUUGAUGGGAUUGAGGAUUUGAAGUGGAGCUAUAGUAGUAAAUCAGCAGAGCAGAAAGCAGCUUGUGCUGCUGCUUAUAAGCCAAUGAGCGGGCCGAAUUGCUCGCAAUGCGGGAAGGUGUUCAAGCCGGAGAAGAUGCAUGCGCAUAUGAAGUCUUGCAAGGGGAUGAAAGCUAUGUCGAAAUGUGGUGCUGCUGAUAAGCCAUAAAAAAGAAAUGCAAAACGAUCCAAUGCUCUUAGUCUAAAGAUAUGCGAUAUCGAUUUGGGGUUUUAAUUCAGAUAUGUAACAAUCACGUAAGCAUUUUAACAAUUAAGGCAUAGAGUAAUAUAUUAAGGGUAUGAUCAAA
This is a messenger RNA of Salvia splendens (bonfire salvia), 1158 nucleotides long. RefSeq names its product protein SOSEKI 1. The record is from RefSeq and is a predicted model, not a curated record. The transcript is spliced from 5 exons. Lineage: Eukaryota; Viridiplantae; Streptophyta; Magnoliopsida; Lamiales; Lamiaceae. Bases 6 to 1019 code for a protein of 337 amino acids.